Molecule: messenger RNA, 1756 nt
Organism: Cyclopterus lumpus (lumpfish)
Lineage: Eukaryota; Metazoa; Chordata; Actinopteri; Perciformes; Cyclopteridae
Exons: 4
Coding region: 107-1090 (327 amino acids)
Source: RefSeq, a predicted model, not a curated record
GAAGAAGAAGAUAGGGUCCCUCUGAAGGAGGAACGACGAGUCUCUUUUCUCGCGAAGGGCACUUCAUUAAAAAAAGGCCAAAACGAAGAACGGAGAAUAGGGAAACAUGGAAAUCAUCGAUCACGCCUACACGAGCACCACUUAUGACACGUUCAGCCCCGUGGAGUUCACAUAUAAAAUGAGUGCAAAUGAAGUCGAAGACUUUGUGAAGCUGAGGGUUUCAAAUACUUACCUCUUCUCAGGAAGGAGAAACACUUCCAUGUGGGCAUGGAGAGCCAUCCUGAAACAUAUGGGCUUGCAGCACAAGAUGACCCACAGUCAAGCAUCCAAAAAAUGGGAAAACAUGAAGAAGAGAUACAAGGGGCUAAAGAACCCGUCAGACGGAAUGAAAGUGUUCCCUGACGCGUGGCCUUAUUUCAAUCUGAUGGACGAUGCCAUGGAGGGUCGGCUGGAAGGCAACGCCCCCAUCCUCAAGGCCUUCCCCACCAACGGCGAUUUCCCACCCAUCUCCAAACACAAGAGGAGGAAGGUAUCCAUGGCGACUGACUCCCCUCCGGCUUUCUUAGCAGGCGGACCAGAGAUCGAGGUUUCCCUGAACGGAGAUGAGGACGAGGAAGUGGCGGAGGAGACAAGCCGGGAGAUAGAUCGCGCCAUGCAAGAGAUGGAGCAUGGGAGGGACAUGUUGGACGGCGAAAGACAGGUGAUGGAGAGGGAGAAGCGGGUGAUGGAGAGGGAGAAACAGGUGGUUGAGAGGGAGCGGCAGGUGCUGCAGAGGGAGAGAGCGGCGCUGGACAGGGAUGUCGCCGCUCUGGACCGAGACAGAGCCUCGCUGGAGAGGGAGAGGGCGACGAUGGAGAGGGAGAAGGCGGUGAUGGAGAGGGAGAGGGCGCUGGUGGAGAAGGACAGAGACGUCGUGAGCAGGGACCGGCUGGCUCUGGAGCGAGAGAAAGCCCAGCUGGACAGACUUUCCACGACCAGUGAAAGGACUGAGGAGGUCACGGAGGACGGCAGCAGCGCAAAAGACUCGGUCGUCACAGACAGGAAGGAGCAGUUCCUCAACUUGUUCGAAAAACUCAUUGAAAACUUUUGACUUGAGCAUUUUUUCCCACCUUGGCUGCGUCAAUCCAAAAUGCACAGAUUUCAAGGCGUCAAUGAAAACUUUGAGCCACUCCGAGUUUGGAGAGGUCUUAACAACAAUUUUAUUCACUUGUGGUUAUUCCAUACAGAGCACACAAUAGCAAGAUAUUAGCAUUAUUCUUAACCCCAUCCACAAUCAAAAAUCAACAACACCCCCCCACCCCCCUCCCAAAUCAAACAAUAGUCUUUUUUUGAGCGACUCUAGACAUUAGAGUCUUUGGUGUCGGCUAUUAUGCGAAGUUAAAACAUCACUUUUUGAAAUGUAAAAUACCAAAUAUUGCAGUUCAUGUAAAAAAAAUCUUUUCAGAAUAUAUAUUUUUAUAUUACAGUACAGACUUUACAACAAAUUAUUGUGUUUAAAUGCUUCUUUUAUUGCAUUAGAUAAUCAAUUUAUCUUCCAUUGAGCUCCAGCUUCAAUAAGUUUAUGCUAGUAUACAUUUCCAAAAGUGUUACGAUUUGUCAUUAAUAUUAAUAAUAUUAUCUUUUAUUUUUACAAAACAAAAACAUUUAAACAAUAUUACUGGUUGUAUUUAAUUUUUUUUUUGCCAGUCAUGAACAGACACUAAACAGACACAUACAUGGCAUUUGAGGAUUUAUAUAAUAAACUGAUUUCUCCGAA